AUGGAUGAAAAUCCUCAAUCAAGCUUUUUCGAAGGGGAGAUAACUGGAAUCAGAUUUGGUUUGGCAUCUCAGAAGGAAAUCUGUACAGCAUCCAUCAGUGAUUGCCCUAUUAGCCAUUCAAGUCAGCUGACUAAUCCCUUCCUUGGUUUGCCGCUUGAAUUUGGCAAAUGUGAAUCUUGUGGCACUUCUGAACCAGGAAAAUGCGAAGGUCAUUUUGGAUACAUCGACUUGCCGAUUCCUAUAUAUCAUCCGAGCCAUGUUAGUGAAUUGAAGCGAAUGUUGAGCUUGUUAUGUUUGAAGUGCUUAAAAUUAAAAAGGAACAAGAUUCAAAUCAAGAGCAACGGUGUUGCUGAACGGUUGCUUUCAUGCUGUGAGGAGUGUGCGCAAAUUUCUAUUAGAGAGGUUAAGAAUACAGAUGGUGGUUGCUUCUUAGAACUAAAGCUGCCUUCUAGGUCCAGACUACGGAAUGGUUGCUGGAAUUUCCUAGAAAGAUAUGGUUUUCGCUAUGGUGAUGACUUUACACGACCAUUGCUCCCCUGUGAGUUUGUUACAUUGGUGGAGGAGAUGUUGUUUCUUGCUGAGUUGUAUAGCCCUAAUGCCCCUGAUUUUUGUGCUCAGUUUUUGUCACUUUUGAAAUGUACUUAUACACGAACGUGCCUAAAGUGUAUGCAUUCAUGUGCAAAGGGGAAUGAGUUAUUCAAUGCCUCAGUUUGUGAGUUACUUAUAAAGGAUUCAGAUUUUAGAACAGCAUUUGUUAUGCAAAUUCUGAAGAGAAUUACUGCAGAGACUAGAAAAAAGCUAAGUGGAAAAGGUUAUUUCCCUCAAGAUGGUUAUAUCCUACAAAAGCUACCUGUUCCUCCAAACUGUCUAUCCGUUCCAGUUGUUUCAGAUGGCAUUAGCGUCAUGUCUUCAGAUCUCUCUAUAUCCAUGCUUAAGAAAGUUCUUAAGCAAGUUGAAGUCAUCAAAAGCUCACGGUCAGGUGCACCAAAUUUUGAAGCGCAUAAAGAUGAAGCUAAUUCUUUGCAAUCAAUGGUUGACCGGUAUCUUCAAGUCAGGGGCACCACAAAGACAUCCCGUGAUGUAGAUGGCCGUUAUGGGGUAAACAAGGAAUCCAGCGAAUCCUCAACCAAAGCCUGGCUUGAGAAGAUGAGGACUCUGUUCAUAAGAAAAGGCUCUGGAUUCUCUUCUCGCAGUGUCAUAACUGGAGAUGCAUACACACAAGUGAACCAAGUUGGUAUUCCAUAUGAGAUUGCUCAAAGAAUUACGUUCGAGGAGAGGGUCAGUGUGCACAACAUGAGGUAUCUGCAAGAGCUUGUGGAUAACAAAUUGUGCCUGACAUACAGGGCUGGUUCUUCCACCUACUCUCUUAGGGAAGGUUCCAAGGGGCAUACAUUUCUACAACCUGGGCAAGUUGUGCAUAGGCGGAUUAUGGAUGGAGAUACUGUUUUCAUUAAUAGACCGCCCACAACUCACAAACAUUCAUUGCAAGCACUUUCAGUGUAUGUUCAUGAUGAUCAUACGGUCAAGAUUAAUCCUCUGAUAUGUGGGCCCUUAAGUGCUGAUUUUGAUGGUGACUGUGUUCAUUUAUUCUAUCCUCAGUCCCUUGCUGCAAAAGCUGAAGUCUUGGAGCUUUUCUCAGUGGAGAAGCAAUUGCUUAGCUCCCAUAGUGGGAAUCUGAAUUUGCAGCUGACAACAGAUUCAUUGUUAUCAUUGAAGAUGAUGUUCAAGACCUGCUUUUUGGACAAAUCAGCUGCUCAGCAGCUGGCAAUGUUUGUAUCACCUUGUUUGCCACAACCAGCUCUGUUGAAGGUCAACUGUAUUCGCCCAUACUGGACUGCCCAUCAGGUUCUCCAGAUGGCUUUACCAGCAUGCUUCAACUGCUCCGGAGAGAGAUUUUUGAUCAACAACAGUAAUGUUUUGAAGAUUGAUUUCAGUAGGGAUGUCGUUGCGUCGAUGAUUAAUGAAAUUCUGAUCUCAAUGUUCUUUGAGAAGGGUUCUGGAGCAGUGCUUAAGUUCUUCAACUCCUUGCAGCCCUUGCUAAUGGAAAAUCUGUUCUCCGAAGGCUUUAGUGUUAGUUUGGAAGAUUUCUCCAUCUCCCAGGCAGUCAAACAAAGCAUCCCAGAAAGUUUCAAGGUUAUUUCUCCUUUGCUUUGUAACUUAAGGUCCACCUACAAUGAGCUGGUUGAGUUGCAAGUAGAGAAUCACAUCCAGGAUGUGAAACAGCCAGUUAAAGAAUUUACUUUAACUUCCUCUGCCUUGGGUUAUUUGAUUGACUCUAAGAGUGAUGCUGCUGUUACUAAGGUUGUUCAGCAAAUUGGCUUCUUGGGCUUGCAAGUUUCUGAUAGGGGAAAGCUUUACUCUAAGACUCUGGUUGAAGAUUUGGCCUCUCAUUUUCAGAGCAAGUAUCCUGCCAAUUUGGUUGAUUAUCCUUCUGCCCAGUAUGGCUUGAUUCAAAGCAGUUUUUUUCAUGGGUUGGAUGCAUACGAGGAGAUGGCUCAUUCCAUUUCUACUAGAGAAGUCAUUGUGCGUUCCUCAAGAGGAUUGUCUGAGCCAGGAACAUUGUUCAAAAACUUAAUGGCCAUCCUCCGAGAUGUGGUAAUUUGUUAUGAUGGCACUGUAAGAAAUGUCUGCAGUAAUUCAGUCAUCCAAUUUGAGUAUGGUGUGAAGGUGGGAGCCGAGUCCCAAAGUUUAUUCCCUGCUGGUGAACCUGUUGGUGUCUUAGCUGCCACUGCAAUGUCCAAUCCUGCAUAUAAGGCUGUUCUUGAUUCUACUCCAAGUAGCAAUUCCUCGUGGGAUAUGAUGAAGGAAAUACUUCUUUGCAAAGUUGGUUUCAAGAAUGACCUAGCUGAUCGCCGUGUGAUUUUAUACUUGAAUUAUUGUGGCUGCGGACGAGAUUAUUGCCAAGAAAAAGCAGCAUAUUUGGUCAAGAAUCACUUGGAAAAAAGGAAGUUGCGAGAGUUGAACAUUAGUGCUCAGGUGAUUCUUGAGAAGUGCCAAGAGACUGUCAACUCAUUUCGAAAGAAGAAAAAAGUUGGCAAUCUUUUUAAGAAGACAACUUUGUCAGUCAGGGUUGUGUAUCUUGAAUUGGUUGCUUUUGUGUCUCUUGAUCAUUACAGUGCACAAGCUAUAUUGCCAAAACUAAAAACCGGGUAUCAUAUGAUGUUAAAGUUCCAUUUGGGAUCACAACAUUGCAUGAGUCAAUAUGUAGCUUUGUUGCUAUUACAUGGCGAAGUUCAAAGUGCACAAGUACUUGAUAGCGUAGAUGAAUCGCCGUGCUUGAUGUUUUUCUGGCAAGAUGCCAAUGAUGUUCAUUUGGAGAGGACUUCAAACAUUCUUGCUGACAUGAUUUGCCCAGUUCUGCUGGAAACAAUCAUCAAAGGUGACCAUCGAAUUUCCAGUGCAAAUAUAAUUUGGGCGAGUCCAGAGACAACAACUUGGAUAAGAAACCCUUCCGGGAAUCAAAAGGGGGAGUUGGCUUUGGAUAUUAUUCUGGAGAAAUCUGUUGUUAAGCAAAGUGGUGAUGCUUGGAGAAUAGUCUUGGACUCAUGUCUUCCUGUUCUUCAUUUAAUUGACACCACACGUUCAAUUCCUUAUGCGAUUAAACAAGUUCAGGAAUUGUUGGGAGUUUCUUGUGCAUUUGACCAAGCAGUUCAGGUAACACAGAAAUUUUUCCCUUCUGCUUUUGAAGCAGUCUAUUCCUAA
This is a messenger RNA of Dovyalis caffra, 3702 nucleotides long. NCBI's taxonomy places the organism in Eukaryota, Viridiplantae, Streptophyta, Magnoliopsida, Malpighiales, Salicaceae. The record is from the annotation of a GenBank genome assembly.